AUGUCGAUAAGUAUCUACAACAGUAGUAUCACCAAUAGUGGACUUCCGACGGAGUGGUUCGGGUUCGCUCAAGCGAUUACCACCAUACGGCAGGAUUUGGUCAUGUACAACUCCCCUUCUGGCGUUUAUCUCAACACCACGGACUCGGAUUCUACCACAGGUUCUGUUUCGAUGAUACUGCUCGAGCAAGGAUGCAUCAUCAACGGCAACGGCAACAAAAACUGUACGCAUGCCUGUUACGAGAAUCCGAGUCUGCUUUGGACAGACGAGAACGCAACGUACACUCUAUACAAUUGUCUGGUGUUACCGCUCGUCGCCAAAGCAUAUGGGCAGAACAUCUUGUCAGAUAUGGUUCCGAAGUACAAUCGGACCUCAGAAAGUACAUACUACGAGGAUGAUGCCUCCGGACUGAUGCAUAGAUACGGAAUCGUGGCCAAGCCUGAUCUCAACUUGACUGAUCCAGACCAGUGGGCAGGCAUUAACAAUUGUACCAAAGCGUAUUGCCAGGCUUCCGGCGGUGUGGACUGUGACAACAUCACUUCAUUGACCUUGAACGAUAAUUGGAGGAUAGGCACAUUUGUCCCGCACUUUCUGGUCAACGGAUCACUAUGCGAUGGUGUUGCUGGCACGAUCAAUCAGGACUUAGGAGGCGUUGGAAUGAUCAUCGCAUACUUGAUCCAGAUCACGAUCUUCCUUACUGGCUGGGUAAUCGGAACUUUGAACAGUGCUGCUAUUGCAGUCGUGCACUUUACAGCUCGCUUUCUGUAUCAUUCCAGCGACACCAGCAAAGGCACAAGGUGGAGCCAGGCCAAACGUCACCAAAGAAAGAUCCGUCAAUCCCGACAAGCUGUCGCUCUGAAUGCCGCUCUUGUGGAGUUCCAGAAACGCAAACAUUCUUCGUACUGGCAGUAUCUUUGGCCGCCAUUUUGGCAGUCGGUGAUGCGGCAUAUCUCAACGUCUCAUCAUGGCAGGAUUUGUGGAAUAACAUCAGCUUCAUAUCAACGGUAG
Molecule: messenger RNA, 1008 nt
Organism: Recurvomyces mirabilis
Lineage: Eukaryota; Fungi; Ascomycota; Dothideomycetes; Mycosphaerellales; Teratosphaeriaceae
Exons: 1
Coding region: 1-1008 (335 amino acids)
Source: RefSeq, a predicted model, not a curated record